This is a messenger RNA of Parasteatoda tepidariorum (common house spider), 3394 nucleotides long. It is a transcript of the gene smo, whose product is annotated as smoothened, frizzled class receptor. Lineage: Eukaryota; Metazoa; Arthropoda; Arachnida; Araneae; Theridiidae. The record is from RefSeq and is a predicted model, not a curated record. Gene Ontology annotation, biological process: smoothened signaling pathway; pattern specification process; commissural neuron axon guidance. Gene Ontology annotation, cellular component: cilium; dendrite; plasma membrane. Gene Ontology annotation, molecular function: transmembrane signaling receptor activity; patched binding.
AUUUUCAAAUGUAAACAGCAUGGUUGAUGAGACUGAGGGUAUAAGUGGUAAUAUAACUCAUAAAUUUCAUACUUUCUAUCAUCAAACGGAAGAUUGCUGAUUAAAAAUAAGUUGUGUCAAUAUUUUUAUGAUAACCCCUGCUCCUUGAUGUUGAAUGGGAAGAUUUCCGUACAGGGCCGUCUUAAUAGUAUGCCAGGACCCUGGGUUUCUGUCAAUAUGUUUCUUCUACUACUUGUUUUCCUUUCUUGGGAACUCAAAUUUUCCUCUGCUAGCAUCACGAGUCACUCUAAUAAACUUGCCAAGCUUGCUCACAAAAGUUAUUAUGAAAAUCCUGGAGCAUGUUUCCAGAAAGCUACCUGUGUUCCUUUUCAGAAUUUAACUUGUUUUGGUACACCAUUACCAUAUUCCCAUACUUCCAUAGAUCUUGCAGAGGAUUCUGAUUCACGUUUGGAGAUUUUUGAUAAUCUUGCUUUCUGGCAAGGAUUGCAAGCAGUUCCAAGAUGUUGGGCAGUUGUUCAACCUCUUUUGUGUGCCGUUUACAUGCCAAAGUGUGAGAACGAAUCUCUUUUUCUUCCUUCCCAGGAGAUGUGUCGCAUCACACGAGGUCCUUGCAAAUUGGUUGAUCUGGAGCAAGGUUGGCCACCAUUUUUGAAGUGUGAAAAUAAGAAGUCAUUUCCUCCUCAUUGUCGGAACCCACUGCAAGAAAUAAAAUUUAACAUCACCUCCAAAUGCAUGCCACCUUUAAUCGAGACUGAUAAUCCUGUUAAAUGGGUGUACAAUAUUGAAGGUUGUGGAGUGCCAUGCCAGAAUCCUUUGUACACGGAAAAAGAACAUGCCUAUCUACACAAAUGGCUGUCUAUUUAUUCUUCAGUAAGCUUUGCAAUCACCCUCUUUAAUGUGAUAACUUUUUUUAUAAAUUGGCAGUCAACUGACAAGUAUCCUCAGAAAAUCUAUUUCUAUUUGAAUUUUUGCUGGACUAUCGUGUCCUUUGGAAUUUUGCUUCAGUUUUUUGGAGGGACGAGAGAAAAUAUAAUUUGUGCUGAGGAUGGUACAGUUCAACAAGAACAGCCUAAGUCUUUUAAUAUGUGUGCUUUACAGUUUUUUCUGAUAUAUUCUUUCUCAAUGGCUGCUUGUUUUUGGUUUGUCAUUUUAACGUAUGCUUGGUAUGCUACAGUUUCUGAAAAGUCUGCUCGAUUGAAAUUGGAUAAAAGAACCUUCUAUGUUCACUUGUGUGCUUGGUUAAUACCAUUUUUCCUUACAGUGGCAAUAUUUUCUACCAAUGCUGUUGAUAGUGAUUCCAUGAGUGGAAUUUGCUUUGUUGGUUAUUCCAAUGCUGAUCUUCGCAAGGGUUAUGUUCUUGCCCCAGUGUGCUUUACCUUUGUUGUUGGAGGAUGCUUCUUAGCAUUAACUUUAUACAAGCUGAUAAAAAUAAGACUUUACAGUGAAGAAAUUACCAAUGAAGGUUAUAAAGAAAAGAUUUGCCGUAUGAUGUUUCAAGUGUGUUUAUCUGCUGUUUGUGUUGUGGGUGUGUUUUUAAUUACUUUGUGUUGUCAUGUAUAUGAGUUCAAUUAUCGUAAUGUAUGGAGUGAAAGUCUUAAAGAUCAUCUUGUGUGCCUUGCUAUGUAUUCGGCUCAAGCUUAUGUUAUGGAAGAUCCAUCAAUUCCUAGAUGUGUUCUUAAGCAUAAACCAAAUGCCCACAUGUAUCAUCUUCAUAUGCUGUGCAUUCCAAUCUUUGGUUUGAUGAUAUCUCUAUACAUUCUGAAUAGGUACACCUUGGAAACGUGGAAAAGUUUCUUCUAUCGCCUUUGUGCCCCAGCUGAGGCAAAUGCUACGACCAUGAAGAAGCACAAGCUCAUUGCCCAAGGUUUUCAAAAUAGAAGAGAAAUUAAUCAAGGAAAUUUUGCCUUCAUCAGUGAAAAUGCUGAUCCACUUGGAUUGCAAAUGGACUUGAGUAGUGUGGCAUCCCAUGACAUUUCUACCUCAUGGGCAAUGGCCUUUCCUCGUUUAUUGAUGCGAAGGAAUGCUGUGACGCAUGUCCCUCCCGGAAUCAUCCCAAGGCAUUAUUCAUCUGCAUCAGAUGUCAGUCGUUAUAUAUCGAUGGACUCCUUCAAUCAACCUAAUCCAGACUCUCUCAGCAUGCAAAUAAGUGAAAGAGAUUUUCAAGAACAAGUUUCGAGACAAAGACGCAAAACCAGAAAAGAAAGGGAACGUUUCUUAAAAGCUAAUCGUGUCGCACCAUGGUACCCGGGAAGCAGACGUGGGAGCGAUACUUCUCUUCAGAGCUCUUUAUUGGCUGUUGCCAGAAUGAAUAAAAUUCCUAAAUCAACUAGUACGAGUGAUUUGGGAGGAGGGCCUGUUAUUGCCGAGACACCUUUGAUAUCUGCAGCUGUAUUGCCACAGCCCAGGCACAGGAACCUCAUUCAACCGGCUGCAUUGAAUCCACCUCCAUUCAUGCAUGGAAUGACGGAUUUUUCCCACCGCCUGGAUUGCCUUAAUGCACCUUCUGCCGUGGGUAACUCCGUCGGCCAAAGAUUCACUCCUGUUCCUAUUGCUUCAGGUAUGCCAACUCCGUUGCCUGGGAUGAUCAGACCACUAUUUACACAAGGCUAUGAUGUGAUGAAUAACAUUGCUUCAAACUUUAUGGGCUACAAUCCCAUCAAUGGUAUGUAUCAGAGAUAUCCGGGUGCUAGCAAUUUCACUUUUCCCGCAUACAGUUUACCUUAUAUGACUUACGCCGCUUAUCAGAGCAUAGACUCACUACCCAAUCAGUAUCAACCUAGUUUGAUACCCCUACAUCCGAGGGCUGAUAGUGCCAGUGAGGAGCCUAGCUAUUUUCCAAUAGUUUUGUCGGACAGCGAGUAUACAGACACGGGAAUGCGUUCCUACGACGAAUCUCAGGUGCUUACCACUCAGCGAUUGAUGCAAGAGCGCUUACAAGCUCAGUUACUAGCCAAAGCGCAAAAAGAGGAGGCAAAGGCAACAAAGCCAGUGCUGGAAUCUCAAACCUGUGCCAAGACUCAGUUUUUGCAGAGGCUCAAAGCAGACGAGAGUGCGACGCAGACCUCUAGGCCGUGCUCGGGGAGGAAGUCUCACAACUCUGCCCCUCCGCCUUCUCCUGCCGUGUCUUUGGAUGACGUGAACGAGGCUGAGUUUAUUAAUACUGAAAAUGCCAAUUCUGAAACGUUUAAUUCUGAGACUGUUAACUCUGAAACGAUAAACUCUGAAGAAGAUAACGAUGUUUUUGUUGACAUGCCUGCAGGAGGCAGUUGACACCUUUGACAACCUUAUUUUGAUUUUAUAUUAUUAUUGUUUGUAAUAAGUAUGUUUUUUGAUUUUCAAGUUCCAACAUUCUUUUAUGGUUUCGGUAACCAAAAGUUUUUCAUAUUACAUUUUU